Spirometra erinaceieuropaei is the source of this 489-nucleotide messenger RNA. NCBI's taxonomy places the organism in Eukaryota, Metazoa, Platyhelminthes, Cestoda, Diphyllobothriidea, Diphyllobothriidae. The record is from the annotation of a GenBank genome assembly.
AUGUCAACCAGCGUUCCGGCCACUAGCCGUCUAAUUGGGCAUCUUCGAAUCAACUACAACACCCAGACGACACCACCCAAUGUCUUCCCGUUCACCUCCUCCUCGCCCUCCACGUCGACAACCAGCACUAACCGCACUCCUGAACCCACACUACCAUCCUCCUUCAUGACCUCAACAUGCACUGCAGCGGUUUCUGCACCCCCUGCCACUGCACACAAUCCUGACACACCGACAAACAUAAAUCUCACCACCGUCAGUACCAGUGAUGGGGACCUAGUCCAUACCUGUUCUCAUUACGAUCGCAUCUUCACCUCAUACAUCGGCCUGAUCGGUCACUUGCAAACCCAUCGCACAGAGACUGGCGAACCAGCGCCUGGAGCACCAACCAACACCCAACGCAUCCGCCUCGACCGCUAUCACACCACCUGCACAUUCACCCACCGCAUGGGUCUAUUAGGCCAUAUGCGCAUUCACGAAAAUCUGCGGUAG